Messenger RNA from Gasterosteus aculeatus aculeatus (three-spined stickleback), 817 nucleotides. RefSeq names its product proteasome 20S subunit beta 6 (gene psmb6). NCBI's taxonomy places the organism in Eukaryota, Metazoa, Chordata, Actinopteri, Perciformes, Gasterosteidae. Gene Ontology annotation, molecular function: threonine-type endopeptidase activity. The record is from RefSeq and is a predicted model, not a curated record. Gene Ontology annotation, cellular component: proteasome core complex; cytoplasm.
CGCCGGUGCAGAAGGUGGCGGUAAAGCACCAAUAAGAAGACAGAACGGCUCAAGAGCAGAAACAAGAUGGCGGCAGCAACAAUGAGUCCGUACUUUGGACAGCAGAUGUCCUCCAAAAACGAUCUGGUACCGGCCUGGACCAGCCAGGAAGUCAGCACCGGGACCACCAUCAUGGCACUGGAGUAUGACGGAGGAGUGGUGAUUGGAGCAGACUCGCGUACCACCACCGGAGCUUACAUCGCCAACAGAGUGACAGACAAGCUGACUCCGAUCCACGACCGGAUCUUCUGCUGCAGGUCUGGAUCAGCUGCUGACACUCAGGCCAUCGCUGACGUGGUCACCUACCAGCUGGGCUUCCACAGCAUUGAGCUGGACGAGCCCCCAUUGGUGGAGACUGCUGCCAAUCUGUUCAGAGCGAGCUGCUACCGAUACAGAGAGGAGCUGACCGCUGGGAUCCUGGUGGCCGGCUGGGACCGCCGUAAGGGGGGGCAGGUGUACUGCGUCCCCAUUGGAGGGAUGCUGGUGAGGCAGCCGGUGUCGGUGGGCGGCAGCGGCAGCUCCUACAUCUACGGCUUCAUGGACUCCAACUACAAACCCAACAUGACUAAAGACCAGUGUCUGGAGCUCACCGCAGCAGCGGUGUCUCUGGCGAUGGAGAGAGACGGGUCCAGCGGCGGCGUGGUGAGACUGGCGAGCAUCUCUAAGGACGGAGUGGAGAGACGGGUGAUCCUCGGGAACCAGCUGCCCAAAUACUCCACCCACUGAACACACACACAGCUGUUUACCAAUAAACAUGACAAUAAAGGUUUCCAUCAGG